AUGCCAUUAUCAACUACCGAUGUUGUUAUAAUAGGUGCAGGGCCUGUAGGUCUUGUACUCGCAAACUACCUUGGAAUAUGUGGAGUACACAUUCUGGUGAUCGAGAAGCUUGAUAAGAUCAUCGACUACCCAAGGGCUAUCGGCAUAGAUGACGAAUCGCUUCGUUUGAUCCAAUCUAUUUCACUCAUUGAAAACGUGCUUCCACAUACGACACCAAACCAUUCACUGAGAUUCCUGACCGCUCGAGGACGCUGCUUUGCCGAUUUCCAGCCAACUACCUUGGACUUUGGGUGGCCUCGUCGCAAUGCAUUUGUACAGCCUGAAGUUGAUCAAGUCCUUUUCAAAGGUUUAAAUAAGCUUCCCAAUGUGGAGGUACUCUUUUCUCAUACACUGGUGUCUGUGGAUCAGGAUGAGAAGGGUGUCACAGUGGUCACGGACAAGGAAAGCUUUCGCGCAAAAUACCUCAUCGGAUCCGACGGGGGUAGCAGCUUUGUGCGGAAGCAUUUGAAUAUCUCUUUCGAGGGUACGACAUCCCCAGAUAAAUGGAUAGUCGUCGAUAUUCGCAACGAUCCACUAGGCCUGCCCAAUGUCUAUGUUUGCUGCGACCCUAUGCGUCCUUAUGUUUCUGCUGCAUUACCUCACUCGAUUCGUAGAUUCGAAUUUAUGGUAAUGAGUGACGAGACAGAAGAGCAACUGAGUGAACCGCAGAAUAUGAGAAAACUUUUAGCAAAAGUUCUACCUAACCCUGACAAUAUCGAGGUCAUUCGCCGUCGGGUUUAUACUCAUAAUGCGAGAUUAGCAAGUCAAUAUCGCCAUGGUCGUGUCUUACUUGCUGGGGAUGCCGCUCACGUCAUGCCAGUCUGGCAGGGCCAAGGAUACAACAGCGGUCUUAGAGACGCUUUCAACCUUGGCUGGAAGCUUACUCGAGUCAUUAAAGGGACUUUGGAUCCAGCGGUCUUGGACACCUAUGAAAAGGAACGUCGGAGCCAUACAAAAGCAAUGAUCGAUCUUUCUGUACUCACGGGCCAAAUAUUCGUCCCGCCAUACCGUUGGCUGAGUUGGCUCAGAGAUGCGCUUACUUGGUGCUUAUCUUAUCUACCUCAAGCAAAGCAAUACUUUUUGGAAAUGAGGUUUAAGCCAAUGCCACGAUAUGCGGAAGGGGCAGCGAUUGUCCCUGAGAAGGACCCUCGUUCUCCGGUUGGCACAAUGUUUAUUCAACCAUUUAUAUUCAGAGAUGACGACUUCGAGAAGGAACACCGGCUAGAUGACAUUAUUGGACACAACAACUUCGCAUUGCUUUCCUGGGGAAGUGACCCAAUCUGGGGUCUGACUGCCGCGCAGAUAGCUGCUUGGAGGCGGCUAGGAACUACACUUAUUCAGGUACUACCGUCAUGCCAAAUGAUGAACCCCCAAGCAUCCUCUGAAAGAGAAAAUCAUAUUGUUCGGAUUGGUGAUAGCAAGGAUGGGCUGCUGAAGAAGUGGUUUGGCAGUUAUCCUUGUUCAAUUGCCAUUAUACGACCUGAUCGUGUUGUUGGAGCUUUAGCUAUUCCACAAACGAUAGGGGAUGUUUCUGACCGGUUUUUCGAUGCAAUUGGCCUGGCAGUUGAAGAGUGA
Molecule: messenger RNA, 1614 nt
Organism: Exophiala aquamarina CBS 119918
Lineage: Eukaryota; Fungi; Ascomycota; Eurotiomycetes; Chaetothyriales; Herpotrichiellaceae
Product: 3-(3-hydroxy-phenyl)propionate hydroxylase
Exons: 1
Coding region: 1-1614 (537 amino acids)
Biological process (GO): 3-(3-hydroxy)phenylpropionate catabolic process
Molecular function (GO): FAD binding; 3-(3-hydroxyphenyl)propionate hydroxylase activity
Source: RefSeq, a predicted model, not a curated record